GGUGGCAGAACCCCAUACCGGCAGAGCAACAGCAGGCGUAGGCUAACCCAAGCAGGAAACAAAGAACUGGCAACCGCGGAUGACAUCUCUCCCGAACUGCACAGAUACAUGCAAACUACCACCUAUACAAUGAAACAAGAUGGAAUACUGAGUGUAACGUUUUCGAUGUUUGUUAAAUAGCGUCUUCUCGUUUAUGAAAUUGCUGUUUUUGUUCGUAAUAAGAAGCUGAUUAUCCGACUAGUUUAGCCUCGACUGUGUAAUAAUAUACAAAUCGUUGAGAGCGCAACCCUACAACUGAACGCUUUUGGAUAGUCGGAUGAUUGUGGACGGACGUGGACGCUAGUCUACCGGUUUUAAAUGGAUUGGCCCCUGUAUAUCUAUCUGAACUUUUACAUAGUCAUUCUCCAGCCGAGCACUGAGGUUAAAAUGACACACCCAGACUGAUGUUUGACCUCAAAGCCUGAUGACAUCCCAGAUAGGUCAGAGCUCUGUUUGUUUGUAAUACCCUCAAAAAUACAAACCAACCCUCAACUCAUCAAUAUGUCUGUUCAGGAACCUUCCAUACACUCCACGUCACCGCUACUCCCCAGACAGGAGGCCAAACCCCGGCCCCCUGUUUGUAAGAAACCCUCUCCCUCCGACGGCACCCCAGCAACCCCCUCCCAACACGGAGAGAAGGGCAGCACAGCCUGCAAUUCUGCAGGUAAUGUCAAGAGCAUCGUGAGCAAGUUCAGUCACCCAGAGGCUACACCAAGCAUCUGCGGAGCUGCUACAAAAAAGCCCAGUGUCUCCACCAUUGAUCCACCUCGACUGAGCCAAAGGAACAAGGGGGCCCCCACAGUCAAGCCCAAACCGCACCAGGGCACCCUUCCGCAGGCUACAGGCUCAAACCAAGCCCCUCCGUUGCCGAUCAAGACGAGCCGAGCCCUGUGUCAGCAGAGCGAGCAGGCCAAGAUGGAGGCACCCGGAGAGGAGGGAAAUGGCAUACCAAUCGAACAGUCAGUACCUGAUGGAAAGGAUGUGGACCAUCAGCUGAUAGGAGCAGAAGCGGAGGUGGAGCAUGGUUUAGACACAGCCCCUAUCUCAUGCUGUGACCAGGACUGCAGCUGUGUCUGCCACCACCACCGGCCUGGCAUGAAACUGGUGUGGGUGCCCAUGGGGAAGUUUAAGGGUGAUGAGGAGAAGGAUGCCAAGGAGGUGGAGGAGGGGGGGAAGGAAAAAGAGAUUCUGCUGGAGGAGGUAACGAAAGAGGGGGGAGGGGAGGGGCCGAGUGUGGUAGGGGACGAGAAGAAAGAGAAGAGCGGUUGGCGAAGUCAGGAAGACGACGUGCAGAGGUUCAAGAAGGCCAGGUUCAACCAGGUUCUGGAUAGGAUGAUAGCCAGAGGGAACCGGAGAAAAUCUGACCCUGGAACCCAGGUCAUCAUGACCACCUUGGCCAUAAAACGCCCCCAGUCACCCCCUAUCCCCCCUAAACGAAGCCAGUCUCCCCUUAGCCAUUCAAAAGCCUACAUAGAUGAGGUGGAUGACUCCAUAUAUGAAGCUACCCUACUAGUGGUGGAGCAAACACCUAAGAAGGUCUGCCAAGAACUGGACAUUCCUCUUAUUAAGGUACGGAAAGCGGCACGGCAUUCAAAACUAUCCUUCAGCAACUCCGAGGAGAAUACAUCCAUCUUGUCCGAUUCAGAUCAGUCCCAGACUGUGGAGAACGCUCCGCCAGCCCUCCCGCCCAGAGUUCCCCUCACCCAGGACAAGUCCAAAGCGCCUGGCCAGAACAUCACGCCCGUUCACAGGGGCGGGAUCCCCUUACCCCAGCCCACGGCGGAGGAGUGGCGCUGUCUGCGCCCCUCAUCCCCAAACCCUUCCCCUGACCUCGUCGUAUGCCACCGAACACCCCCUACGCCCCCGACAAGCACCUCCAUGCCCGCCCGACUAGCCCCACUUCAGCCCCCCAAGAUGGGUCGGGAUGACAGGAGACUCAGCAUCUCGGUUCAUUCCGUCAACCAAGCUAUAAAAGAACAAGACGAGGAUGGAAGCACAGAAGGAGUGAAGGAGGACACUGAGAAAGACCGGGCUCCUGUAGCUACACUCAAAAGAGGGGCCUCUAUCGACUGGGAAACCAGGCUACAGGAUGAGCCUCUGUACCAGACGUACCGCGCCACCGUCAUCACCAAGGAGAUCCGCCGGCAGACCGUGUGCCGCAACAUCAGCAAGACCAGUGCCGACUACCACAUGGACUGGACCAACCGCCAUGGGGGCGUGGGGAACGCGGCGCCUGGCAGUACCAUUCCUCUGCCCUCUAUGGGCCAGAGCUCCCUGUGGCGGGACCUCCCGGGAGUACGAGACAGCGGGGUGCUGGAGAAACUCAGCCCUGAGCAGUGCAAGUACCAGGAGAGUAUGUUUGAAGUGUUGACAUCGGAAGCAUCGUACCUGCGCUCUCUGAAAGUUCUCACCGAACACUUCCUGGAUUCCCGGGAACUGGAUGAGGUUCUGAUCAUCCGGGACAGGAAGACCCUCUUCUCCAACAUCCUGCGAGUCCGGGAGGUCAGCGAGAGGUUUCUAAAGGACCUGGAGGACCGUAUGGACGAAAGUCUGGUGUUCUCCGACAUCUGUGACAUCAUCCACUACCACGCCCAGCACAACUUCCCGGCCUACAUUGACUACGUCCGUAACCAGAUCUACCAGGAGAAGACCUUCACAACCCUUUUUAAAAGCAAUGUGGAGUUUGCCACAGUCAUAAACCGUCUGCAGGAGUCUCCCCUGUGCCAACGGCUGCCUUUCAUGUCCUUCCUCCUGCUGCCCUUCCAGCGAAUCACACGCAUCAAGAUGCUCAUCGAGAACAUCCUGAGGAGAACAGAAGAGGGGACGAAAGAGGAACAGACUGCCUCAAAGGCCCUGGAGUCUGUUUCCAAGAUCAUAGAGGAGUGCAAUACUCAGGUGGGAAAGAUGAAACAGGUGGAAGAGCUGAUCCACCUCUCUAAGACUCUGGAGUUUGACAAACUCAAGGCCAUCCCCAUCAUUUCGCAAACACGUUUCUUGGAAAAGCGGGGUGAGUUACAGGAGAUGGCCAAAGGGAGCACCCUCUUCAACCUGCGCCCCAAGUUCACCCCUGUCUACCUCUUCCUCUUCAAUGACCUGCUCAUCCUCGCCACCAAGAAGGGGUCGGAGCGUUUUGUGGUGUUGGACCACGCCCACCGCUCCCUGGUGCAGGUUCAGCCAAUAGUAGAGGACCAGGUCACCAGCCCCAGCUAUGAAAACUGCUUCUGUCUCACUUUGCUGGAGAACCACCAGGGACGAAUGAUGGAGAGACUGAUGAAGGCCCCCUCACUGUCUGACUUACACAGGUGGAUGGCAGCGUUCCCCAACCCCAGCAACCCAGACGGGGAUGAGAACGAGAUCAUAUAUGAGGACUGGGACUGUCCCCAGGUGCAGUGCGUGGAGCCGUACGUCGCUCAGCAGGCUGACGAACUGACGCUGGAACCCACUGAGAUCAUCAACGUGGUGCGAAAGACCAAUGAGGGUAUGUGCGAGGGGAUUCGUCUCUCAGACGGUCAGAAAGGUUGGUUCCCUGUGGCGAACGUCCUGGAGAUCACCAAUGAGCAUGUGCGGCGGCGGAACCUUCGAGAGCGUUACCGGGUGAUGCAGGCCGCCGGGGCUGUCACUAACAACAAGCCCGUUACAUAACAAAUGAGAUCCGGAGGCCUUAGGGGGCGCCUUCAUGCUGAGAGAGCAUCAGAACACUCACAAAUGUUGACAGAACGUCAGGGCGAACAUUGACAGAACGACAAGAGAACAUGUCAGGAGAACAAGAACAUCAGCAGAACGUUGCUGGAAUAUUAACCUGGAUGCAGGAGAGUGAGGCAGGGUCUGUCGUGUAAGUUUUCUGAAGAACCCUUAGCUGGAAAUGUGAAGAGAUUUAAGGAGCAUUAUAUGUGAUUAGCCUGUUUGGUAAAGUAACUCAUUUGUUGACGUAAUGGGAUACAACUUUAAGAACUCAAGGAAACAACAGGAAAUGAAUCUGUCUUAUUGGAAGGGGACUUCUGAAUCUUGUUGCAAGAAAACUAAAAAUAAUUCCUCUUUGGAAAUGCCUAAUGUUUAGUGUGUGUGUGUGUGUGUGUGCGUGCGCAUGUGUGUAUAAGAACCUUCACUUAGUUCAGACACUGCCGAACCGUAGCCAAAUUCCCUUGCAUCAUGAUGCUAGUAAUUUCCCAGGACAUACCAGUGGCUUAUCACUGUCAGUGCUGUGAUGGUGGGUGGAACCGUCUUAAUGACGUUAUACCAUGUCACCAAGCAGACAUUGUUACUGGAAUGUGCUAUCAGCCGUGGAGACCACAGGUCCAGUCAACGGCAUACCUGGAGUACCAUCAUCUAGACAGGACUGGAAUGUCAUUGGUGUGUGUAUGUGUGGGUGUGUUUUCAGAUUGUACAGUUUAAAGCGAUAAAUGAACAAAUACAGUGACGUCAGGUUGUCCUCAAAACUAUUUAUCUUUAUGUAGAUCAAACGCUAACGUGCCUUCCAGUGGUUUAUACCAGACGCACAGGUUUUACAGCUGCAAAGUGAACACAUCUGCAGGGCUGUAUACACAUGAAUGUUAUUUUUGGAUACAAACACCACAGUCGUGUACAUUAACUAAAGACCACAAAAACCUUUGUUGUGAUUUUCUUACACGCACCGUAUUGAAAAACAGAGCUGAAUCGUCCAGUUGAGUCCCACCGUUAGGGAAUCGAUGAUUCAUGAUUCUCUGUUUGAUGCCCAAUUCCAAAUCACUCCUAUUUCCAAUCAUGUCCUAACUUAGGCACUGGAGUCAGUCUAAAGGAACUGCAUAGGUACAGCUAAAAGGUGAUUGCUCCAGAUGUACCGUUCAUAAAUGUGCUGGGGAAAAGUUUGGCCAUGUUACUUCCACUUGCUGUUUGUUUGGAAUUGGGCCACAGUGUCUGUCCAUCUUCUGGUUGAAGUACCGCUGUGGCUGAUUCAUCAAGGUGAAUGCUGGGAUUGUAUAAGUUAAUGCAUCGUUAUCUAUGGUACACGGUUUGAGUCUUUUUCUUAAUAAAACUCCAGGUUUUGUUUUUUCAGCA
This is a messenger RNA of Esox lucius (northern pike), 5073 nucleotides long. It is a transcript of the gene arhgef15b, whose product is annotated as rho guanine nucleotide exchange factor 15. The record is from RefSeq and is a predicted model, not a curated record. The transcript has 17 exons. Gene Ontology annotation, molecular function: guanyl-nucleotide exchange factor activity; protein binding. Gene Ontology annotation, biological process: activation of GTPase activity. Bases 541 to 3681 code for a protein of 1046 amino acids. NCBI's taxonomy places the organism in Eukaryota, Metazoa, Chordata, Actinopteri, Esociformes, Esocidae.